AUGACUUCUCCCGCAAGUCAACAAGCCCCGAUUCCCGCGCCGAACGCUUCUGCCAACGCUUCCGCUACGUCCUACGCUUCUGCAGCCGGCGCAGCGAAGAAGGCUUCGACGCUGGUUGCGACGGGAAGCUCCAACUCGCCUCUUGUUGCGGCUGGAUCAUCGGUGCCGGCGGCACAACAUGCUAAGUCGAACUCGGUGUCGCCAGUAAACGGCCGGUCCAACCCGCCCAUCAUGCCUGCUGUUCCCACUGUGGUUGCUCCGGCAGUCGUGCAUGGCACGUCCAGCACAAAUGGCGCCAGUGAUUCACACAGCCGAAAGCCUUCCGUCACUAUGAACCCGAACGGCCUCAACAGCUACUCCGCCAACGGCAGCACUGUCGGCGGCGCCAAAGGCAACAUCCAAUUCGGAUAUCAAAGCUCGCCAGCUGUCUCUCACAGCACCCCUCAGGGCAUCUCAGCACCCAUCCCUAUUCCCGGUGGCAACCCGCGCGUCACUUCGCCUCAGCAUUCGCCGUCGCCCAUUCCGCAGCCCUCGGCCAGCGGUGGUGGUCGACCCCCCUCUAAUGCUCAGCCAGGCAGCACCGUGACAUUCGGCAGUUUUGGUGGCGAUAGCCACAUGCGACGGCCUUCUAAUUCUCAGAACCCGCCCGUCCACAUCCGCAACGAGUCUUCCCAGUCCAUGGUUAGCGACCCGAGCAACCAAGGUGGACCUCCGCAAGUUGGAGGACCUGGACGUGGCGGCUACCAAGCAAACCGUGGCGGUCGUGGAGGAUACGGUGGAAAUUUCGGUGGCCACACACAGCAGAUAGGAGGCUACCCGCCCAACAAUAACAACCAGUUCCGCAACGGUCCCCCUCACGGCCGUGGCGGCAUGGCUCCGAACUUCACGCCGCGUGCACAAUACCAAGGCACGCCUCCGCAAAGCCGCGCCAGCCCUGCUCUACAGUCGGCUAUGCCAAUGACUCCGGGCAUGACCGGUCAUAACGCGCCGCAAUACUACUACCCGCCCCCGAACAUGGGCCAACCAAUGCCACAAGUACCUACCCCCAACCCCCAGCCAUCUUUCUUUGAUCACAAUACAUUCAAGCAAGGCAAGAGAAAAGGCCAGCGAAGUCGUGAAGGGGAGAAGUUUCCUCAGAAUCACCAACGCUCGGCCUCGUUCAAUGCUGGCUCGCAGGAACGCUCACAAAGGGCCAGACGCAAUAGCAAGCGAAUGGAACCGCGUAGCUUUCACGAGCGGGCGGAUUCGAGAUGCUGUGGAACCCAAGGCUUUCUUGCUCCCCUCGAGCGGGAGGAGCGGAAAGACAUGGCACCGCUUCCACAACAUCCUCCGGCGUUGCCUCUUGCGCCUCCUCCUAUCCUAUACCCGCCUUCAGGGCCGCGUCUCGACCUGCGGCCAGAGACUGGUAACUUUGAAAGGUUGCUGACCAAAGUACAGCAGUAUCCGUACAACCCACAGUUCGACCCUAUGCGCGGCCCCAUGCCCAAUUACAACAUGUACGGCCCCAUGGUGCAUGGCCAGCCUCAUUCCCCUUCGCCCGGCUUCCAGGCCCCGUAUCCCGCACCUGGGCAGUACAAUCCUCAGGGCGGACAGCCCAUGUCACGUAACUCAUCACAGGUUUCCGAACAGCGACCGGCAUCCAGCACUGGUCAAAAUCAACCGCCCCAGGGUACACCGCAACCUCAUUUAGCUCAAGUCAAGCCCGCUGUUGUCUCUUCACCACAGUUCACACGCCCUAACAAGAGGGUUAGUGCUGCAAUCACUAUCAAGAAUCCAUCUGACGGUGCUGUGGUGGAUCUGCAAAAACUCAAAGCACCUGCAUCGCCGGCGCCCAGCGUACAGUCCAAAACGCCCCCAGUCAUUGCUUCCACUCCCACACCCCCACCCAAGCCCUCUACUCCGAAAAUAGUUGCGCCCGCGCAUACUCGUACUGAUAGCGCAACCGCCACCAAGACCCGCGAAGAAGUCCAAAAUGAGUUGAGGGAGAAGAUUGCCAAACAAAUCGCCGACGGCGGCAAGUCCAAGGAAGAUGAAGCUGCCGCCAUUGUUGCCAAGGCCGCUUCCGACAAGGCGGCUGAGGAAGCCAGAGUCGCCGAGGAGAUGGCCAAGGCUGCUGCUGAACGGAAAGCUAUCGAGGACAAACUCAAGGCAGAGCAGGAGGCGGCAGAGGAAGCCAAGGCUGCCGCGGAAGCCAAAGCGAAGGAAGAAGCGGAUGCGAAGGCAAAGGCCGACGCUGAAGCUGAAGCCGAGGCCGCGGCCGCAGCCGCAGCUGUCAAGGAAUCCGAGAAGAAAGAUGAGCCUGUCGUUGAUGAGGAAGACGAGAUGGAGCGCGCCAUUCGCGAGAUGGAAGAGCUUGAGGCCCAACGUGAGAAGGAGCAGGAAGAGUAUGAGAAGAAGAAGGCGAUUGAACGUGAAGCCAAGAAGAAGGUUGAUGAAGAAGCAAAGAAGAUUAGCAUCGCCGAGAACGACCGCAAGAUGCGCGAAGCCGAGGCAGAGGCAGAGCGUCUUGAGGAAGAGAAGGAGCGUCGCCGCCAAGAAAGUGAAGCCAAGCCGAAGACCGUUGCCCAGGCUAUGGCCGAAAUCCGCGCCGGCAAAGAGAGCACCAUGUCAACGCCCACCGAGACUGUUAGCAAACCUGCUAAUUUGACCAUCAACGACAAGUUGAGUGCUGUUGCCGGUUCAAAGGUCAGUCCCGGGGAGAAGCGUGGUACCAAACCGCCUCCUCUAAACCUCAACACGAAAGCCGUCGAGCCACCCCAGCCCAGUGCUGCCCUCCAGUCCUUGAAGACGGCUAGAUUGCUCAGACCGGAACAAUUGCUCAGUCUUUCGUACCCUGCUGGCAUCAAUGGCAUGAGCUCACCUAACCCCGCGUUGAAUGCUGCCGUCUCAAAGAAGGGUACUUCUUUCAAAUACGACCCGAACUUCUUGCUGCAAUUCAAAACUGUUUUCACCGAGCAGCCUUCAAUGGAAUUCCACCAGCAAGUCAAGACCUUGAUUGGCGAUAACGACGGAGGUCGGUCUGCAUCUGCUAGAACUCCAGGCCCAGGUUCCGGCCGCCAGAACUCUAGAACCGGUGCCCCCGGCGCCUUUGCCAUGGGUAACUUUGGCGCGCCUCCUGGUGCAACAAGGACACUGCCUCCGGGCACUACUUCCGCUGACCGCUUCAAAAUGUCUGAGGGUGCCAUAUCUCGCCCUCCGAUUGGAAAUCCAAUGGCAAGCUUCGCACGGCCUGGAGGUCCUUCCUUCGGUGGCAGCUCCAUGUCGAGAAACCCGUCCAGCUCCAAUAUGGGUCCCAACUCCCCGAGACAGAGCAGCCGCUCUACACGCAACACCAGCAAGCGCGAUACCUUCGGCAAGUCGGAAGGACAGGCAGCUAAGACCAUGCCUCUUACCGCCGGCAUGAAGAUAGAGACGCUCAGUGUAUCUUCCUCUGGCUGGAAGCCGACAAGCAUUGGGCAAAGACCAAGUGCGGCUGCAACUGCGCCAAACGGCCUCAUGGAUCCUGCCAUGGUACAGAGAAAGGUCAAGGCAGCUCUGAACAAGAUGACGCCAGAGAACUUUGACAGAAUCUCCCAGUCCAUUCUGGACAUUGCCGGCCAGUCCAAGGAUGAAUCAGAUGGAAGGACGCUCCGACAAGUAAUCCAACUGACAUUCGAGAAGGCCACUGAUGAGGCUCACUGGGCAUCCAUGUAUGCCAAGUUCUGCCAGCGGAUGCUGACGACUAUGAGUCCAGAAAUCCGUGAUGAAAACAUUUUGGACAAGAACGGCCAGGUUGUCAGUGGUGGUGCUCUGUUCAGGAAGUACCUCUUGAACCGAUGUCAAGAGGAGUUUGAACGUGGCUGGAAGACCCAACUGCCCGAGGCCAAAGAUGGUGACAAGAAGUCUAUGGAAGCUGUGAUGCUAUCUGAUGAAUACUACAUCGCUGCUGCGGCCAAGCGACGUGGACUGGGUCUCGUUCAGUUCAUUGGUGAACUCUACAAGCUGGGCAUGUUGACCGAGAGAAUCAUGCACGAAUGCGUUAGGAAGCUUGUGGAUUACCAAGGUGCGCCCGACGAAGCAGAGGUUGAGUCGCUUUCGAAAUUACUGCGAACGAUUGGUGGUAAUCUGGAUGCUACCGAGAAGGGUAAACUUAUGAUGGAUGCCUACUUCACGCGCAUACGGGGCAUGACCGACCAUCCUGAGAUCAACAGCCGUCUCAAGUUCAUGCUCAUGGAUGUUAUUGACCUGCGAAGGGUUAACUGGGCUUCAAAGGAAGCAAACAAGGGUCCCAAGACCUUGGAAGAAGUUCGCGUCGAAGCCGAGGCGGCGGCAGCUCAGAAGGCGGCAGAGAAUGCCAGAGGCAAUCAACGUGGUGGAGGUGCACGAGCACAGAUGGGCCGUGGUGAUGCGAGACAGUUUUCAUCUGGGUUCCCUCAGGCUGCGCAAAAUCAAGUUGGCAUGGACGACUUGCGUCGUCUCAAAGGUGGCGCCAACCGGAUGUCCAGUCAAAACCUCUCCUUGGGCCUGGGCCCCACGUCCAUGUUCUCCUCGAGAAGUAACAGUGGCAGGCGUCUUGGCCCUGGUGGUUCACUCAGCCGCGGUCCCGAAGACUCCGGAGCAUCAUCGAGAACUGGGACACCUCCCACAAGGGAACCACAGAGCACCAAUGCUUUCAGUCUCCUGGCUAACAUGGAAGACAACCCAGCUUCUCCUCCAUCCACUGCAGCUUCACCAGCGUUGUCCAAGGUCGCACCGGACACUGCGGCUGCGGCUGGGAAAGGAGAGUAG
This is a messenger RNA of Pseudomassariella vexata, 4767 nucleotides long. RefSeq lists its product as uncharacterized. Lineage: Eukaryota; Fungi; Ascomycota; Sordariomycetes; Amphisphaeriales; Pseudomassariaceae. Gene Ontology annotation, cellular component: eukaryotic translation initiation factor 4F complex. The transcript has 3 exons. Gene Ontology annotation, molecular function: translation initiation factor activity; mRNA binding; protein binding. The record is from RefSeq and is a predicted model, not a curated record. The coding region runs from base 1 to 4767 and encodes 1588 amino acids.